AUGUUCCUUAGAAGGCUGUCUCUGAGAUCGCCUUAUCCGGUCCUGGUGUUUUCCUCUGUUUCGACUCGUUUCGUACCGCGAGGUUGCUUCCCUCUUCCCAGCGUCUUCAGCUCCUCGCCGUUCCCACCCCCACACGCGGUCGCCAUGUCCACGUCAACAGCCACGUCGAGUCCGCCUUCCAACGCCACCGCAUGGGUUCCGGGCAAGUUCCCGCCCGUUCGUCGCGACGAGGACUUUACCGAGACGUUCAAGUCCAAAACCCGUGGGGAAGUCAAAGUCGCCGAUCCAUACCAUUGGUUGCACGAUCCCGAUUCCGACGAGACGAAAGCCUUCGUUAAGGCGCAGGGCGAGUUUGCGUCGCAGUACCUCGCCAAGUUUGAGGAUGCCGACAAGUUCAAAAAGGCGCUGACCACCAACUGGGACUAUCCAAAGUGUACGUGCUCCUCUUCCCCCUUCUCCUAUCGGGGUUGCGCAUGCGAUCGUCGUCCGUGGACGCGCUCGUCAGCUAAUACGUCCCCUUGAUCUGCCGAUCGGCUUUCCCCACUCACCCCGAAUAGUUUCAUGCCCCGCCCUCAAAGGCGACGGAAAUUACUACUUCUCCUACAAUCAAGGCCUUCAACCGCAAGCGAGCGUGUACCGCUUCUCCAAGGCCGAUGCCGGCAAGCCCAUCGAGGAAGGCAAGCCCGGAGGCGAGCUCUUUUUCGAUGUGAGCACUCUGCUGCCGGCUCGGAACCGUUUCAAAAAAGCUGCUAGGCUGACUCGUCGCAUCGUAUCUUGUAGGUUUCCCUGCUGAGCGAAGAUGGCUCCGUCUCCAAGGCAACCUCUUCCUUCUCGGACGAUGGCAAGUACUGGGCCUACGCCUUGUCCCGUUCCGGAUCCGAUUGGACGACGUGCUACGUUCGCCCGACCUCGGCUCCCCACUCUCCCAACCAGCCCGUCGGCACUGACCAAGGGCGUCUGGAGACCGACAUUCUGCGCUACCUCAAGUUCUCCUCGAUCGGUUGGACCCAUGACUCCAAGGGCUUCUUCUAUCAGCGAUUGCCCGCCCGAUCAGAGCAUGGCAAGGACACUGACGACAAAGCAGGGACUGAGACGGACAAGGACCUGAACGCGAUGCUAUACUACCACCGCGUCGGCACCACUCAGGAACAUGAUGUGCUGGUGCACAAGGAUGAUGAGCAUCCCGAAUGGAUGUUCAGCGCGGGCAACACCGAUGACGGUCGCUACGUCGUGCUCAGUGCCUCCAAGGAUACAGCUCGGUCCAACCUGCUCUGGAUUGCGGAUCUGCAAGAAUCCGAGAUUGGGUCCAGUAUGAAGUGGAACAAGGUCAUCAACGAAUGGGGCACAUACUGGACCGAUCUUGGCAACGACGGCUCGUUGUUCUAUUUUUACACCAACGCCGGCGACUCCCCCAACUACAAGAUCGUGACGUACGAUCUGGAGAAGCCGGAACAAGGCUUCAAGGACCUGAUCCCGCACCGCCAAAAUGCGCUCCUUUCGAACGCCCAAAUUGUGGCCGAAGACAAGCUAUUGCUGCUCUAUUCGAUCGACGUCAAGGACGAGUUGUGGUUGCACGAACUCAAAGCCGGCACUAAAGUCAAACGCAUUGGCGAAGGACUAAUUGGCUCGAUCGACCAAAUCACCGGUCGAAGAGAGGAUCGCGAGUUCUGGUUCUCGAUGACGUCGUUCACCAGCCCUGGCACAGUUUAUCGCUAUGAGUUUGAUGCCAAGGAGGGCGAGGAGCAAAGCAUCUACCGUGCCGCUACGGUCAAGGGAAUCAACCCCGAUGACUUCAUGUCAGAGCAAGGUAAACCCCAGAGACCGGCGAUGUACCGUGGUUUCUUCCAGUGCUGACCCCGUUGCGUGACCCCGUUGCGUGUACUCCAGUGUUCUACAAAUCCAAGGACGGGACCAAAAUCCCGAUGUUUGUGACUCGCCCUGCUGAUGUCAAGCAGGACGGCACAGCUCCCGCCAUUCUCUGUGAGUUCUCCGCCAAGCUCUCCGCAACAGCCCGCUUUUGCUGACCUCGGGUGUUUUGAAUAGACGGCUAUGGCGGAUUCUCCAUCUCGUUGGGCCCCUUCUUCUCUCCCUCCCUGCUCACGUGGAUCUCGCACUAUGGCGGUGUCUUGGCCGUGGCCAACAUUCGUGGCGGUGGAGAAUACGGCGAGGACUGGCAUAUCGCGGGCAUAAAGGAACAAAAGCAAAACGUCUUUGACGAUUUCCAGUACGCGGCCAAGUACCUCAUUUCAGAGAACUACGCCGCCAAGGACAAGGUCGCCAUCUCUGGCGGAUCGAAUGGUGGUCUGCUCGUAGCGGCAUGUGUCAACCAAGCACCGGAAUUGUUCGGAGCCGCUGUCGCCGACGUGGGCGUGCUGGACAUGCUGCGCUUCCAUCGCUUCACGAUUGGUCGGGCUUGGACAAGCGACUAUGGAUGCGCGGAUGAACCCGAGGAUUUCGACUACCUGAUCAAGUGAGCAAUGGCUAUGCUCUGCGCGUCUGCUUACUAAGACUAAGCCCCUUUCUUGGACAAAUCGACAGGUACUCGCCUCUGCACACGGUUGAUGCGACCAAGACAUACCCGCCGCUAAUGCUUCUCACAGCGGACCAUGAUGACCGUGUUGUCCCCUUGCAUUCCUUCAAGCUCGCAGCUGAGCUUCAGCACUCGCUCCCUAACAAUCCCAAUCCUUUGCUCCUUCGAGUCGAUACCAAAUCGGGUCACGGCGCGGGCAAAUCGACCGACAAGAAGAUCAUCGAAGCGGUGGAUCGGUAUGGGUUCGUCUCGCAGGCAAUGGGCCUCAAGUGGAGGGAGUAA
Microbotryum saponariae is the source of this 2812-nucleotide messenger RNA. The record is from the annotation of a GenBank genome assembly. NCBI's taxonomy places the organism in Eukaryota, Fungi, Basidiomycota, Microbotryomycetes, Microbotryales, Microbotryaceae.